Salarias fasciatus (jewelled blenny) is the source of this 1031-nucleotide messenger RNA. Its product is annotated as aflatoxin B1 aldehyde reductase member 2-like. Bases 1 to 1011 code for a protein of 336 amino acids. The transcript is spliced from 8 exons. Gene Ontology annotation, molecular function: oxidoreductase activity. NCBI's taxonomy places the organism in Eukaryota, Metazoa, Chordata, Actinopteri, Blenniiformes, Blenniidae. The record is from RefSeq and is a predicted model, not a curated record.
AUGGGUCUGCGGUUUGCGGUUAGCAGAAGAACCAUGUCGUCCUCUAAGGCCACGCGGCCGGUGUCCCUGCUGGGCAGCACAUCGUUCGGGGGGCGAGCGGACGCCGCCCAGAGUCUGGAGAUGGUCACGGCGUUCCUGGACCGGGGCCACAGACACCUGGACACCGCCUUCAUGUACACGGACGGGAGAGCGGAGGCGAUCAUUGGGGACAUGAAACUCCCCAAAACAGUGAGCAUAGCUACAAAGGCCAACCCGUGGGAUGGAAAGACGCUGAAGCCCGAGAGCGUGCGCUCUCAGCUGGAAACCUCCCUUCAGAGGCUGCAGACUGACAACGUGGACCUCUUCUAUCUGCACAUCCCCGACCACCAAAACCCAAUCCAAGACACUCUGAGAGCCUGCAACGAGCUCCACAAAGAGGGGAAAUUCAAGGAGUUAGGCCUGUCCAACUACACAUCUUGGGAAGUGGCUGAAAUUGUGUGUAUCUGCAGACAUAACAACUGGAUUGUUCCGACUGUGUAUCAGGGAAUGUACAACGCCACUACGAGACAGGUGGAAACCGAGCUGCUGCCGUGUCUGAGAUACUUUGGACUGAGAUUCUACGCGUACAAUACUCUUGCAGGUGGCCUUCUGACAGGAAAGUAUCAUUAUGAAGAUAAAGACGGCUCUCAGCCUCAAGGACGAUUCUUUGGAAACAACUGGGCCGCAGCGUACAGAGACAGAUACUGGAAGCAGAGUCAUUUCCAGGCCAUAGAUGGAGUUCUGAAGACCUUGGAGGAGGCUUACGGCUCGGAGAAACCCUCCAUGACUUCUGCGGCGAUGCGCUGGAUGUACCACCACUCCCAGCUGAAGGGCGAUCUUGGAGACGGAGUCAUCAUCGGCAUGUCAAACAUGGAGCAAUUUCAACAAAACCUGGCUGCUGCAGAGGAGGGUCCCCUGGACCAGAGGGUGGUCCAAGCCUUCGAUGAAGCCUGGAACCUCGUGGCCCACGAGUGCCCCAACUACUUCAGAUGAGCCCAGUGUUCCCAAAUCUC